UUCUUUUCUUUUCUUUUUUUCUUAAUCUGUUUUUUUUUCUUUUUAUUCCUUUUUUCCCCUCCACUCUUUCUUCCCUUUCUUUUCUUUUUUUCUUUUUUUUUUUUCGAGACACGUUCCGUUCGUUUCUUUUCUCUAUGAGUUACUUUACGAAGAAGAUCAUUUCUUAGUGUCACAUGCCAAUCGAAGAGGGAUCACGAAAGAAGAUAGUCCUCUCAUUUGCAUCUCCUUUGGAGAAUCGAGAUGUGGAGCUUUGCGGUCGUUGCUCUAGCAUAUUUUUCGUCGCUCGCGAAAGCGAUACCAAAUUAUAGCGGACUUCCGCCUGGUCCAUAUUGUGCUGCGAGAUAUCCAGCAAGGAGAUGUUGUGAAGGACGACAGGAUGAGUGUAGCGCACCGAUAUUAUCGACGACGUGUUAUUGCGAUGACUUCUGCGAUCGAGAGAGAGAAGAAGAUUGUUGUCCGGAUUAUUAUUCAUAUUGCAAAGGCAUAACCGAACCUCCACUGGAAGAGGUCAGACUUUGCUCCUACGAAGGAAGAAAUUACAAUCACAGUCAGAUUUUCAAAGUAAAUUGCAAUCAAUGUAAAUGUUCAACGUUAGGUAGACGGGCGGAGAUUCUUUGCGAGAAGAAUCGAUGCCUGAUCGAGCCAGAUUUUGUGGAGGAACUUUAUUUGGAGAGUAAUACGUUAGGUUGGCUGCCUGGAAAUUAUUCGAAAUUUUGGGGAAAGUCUCUCGAAGAUGGAAUACAAUAUCGAUUGGGAACGCUUAAUCCGUCGCAAUCGAUUUAUAAGAUGAAUCCUGUGCGACGCGUUUACGAUCCCGAAGCACUUCCACGGAGUUUCAAUGCUAAGUCACGUUGGUCUCGUGACAUAUCUGAAAUUCACGAUCAAGGAUGGUGUGGAGCUUCUUGGGCGAUAUCAACAGCCGAUGUUGCGUCCGAUAGAUUCGCCAUCAUGAGCAAAGGUAUCGAAACCGUAGAAUUAAGUGCUCAGCAUCUUCUUUCGUGCAAUAAUCGAGGCCAGCGGGGUUGCAGUGGUGGUUAUCUGGACCGUGCUUGGUUCUUCAUGAGAAGAUUCGGAUUAGUCGACAAGGAUUGUUAUCCUUGGACAGGACAACAAGAUCAAUGUAGAUUACGAAAGAGAACAAAUCUGAGAGCAGCUGGAUGUCGAAAGCCACCUAAUCCACUUAGAAAGGAAUUAUACAAAGUCGGGCCAGCUUAUCGUCUUGGUAACGAGACAGAUAUAAUGCAAGAAAUCUUAACUUCCGGGCCUGUUCAAGCAACGAUGAAGGUCUAUCAGGAUUUCUUUUAUUAUCAAUCGGGUAUUUAUCGACAUUCUCGAACUGCGGAAAUGUAUCAGUCUGGAUAUCAUUCGGUGAGAAUCAUUGGAUGGGGUGAGGACUACCAUCGUGGUAGUUUGGUCAAAUAUUGGAUCGUUGCGAAUUCUUGGGGCUAUGACUGGGGUGAAAAAGGUUUCUUUAGGAUCGAAAGAGGAACGAACGAAUGUGAGAUCGAAUCUUAUGUACUCGGAGUUUGGGCUGAAACGUUAUAAUAUUAAGACAGUAUAUAUUUAUAUAUAUAUAUAUAUAUAUACUGAAAAGAAAAUUGUGACAUUUUUUUUCAUGAUCACUAAAUAAUAUCGGUGCAUUUAUCGAUUCUCUAUCGUCCUCAUUGUUUCGUCGAAUUUUAUAUUAAUAGAUAAUUGUCAAAGCGAGUCAAGACGCAAUCCAAUAAUAGUCUUUUGUUAAAUGUCUGAUUUGGUAUCUUUGUUAUUCCGUUUAAAUCAAUGCAAACCAAUGCAAAAAUUUAUACUGUUGUUAUAGUUGAAUACAUAUAGUAAAAAUAUCAAAGUACAAGCAAAAACAAAAGUACAAGCAAAACACAACACAUAAAGAAUACCAAUUACAUAGGGAUGUGUUCAAAGAACGAAAAAAGAGAAGGAAAUAAAAUAAAAAGAAAGAAAGAAAGAAAGAGAAGGAAAAAAAAUCCUUAUGUUAAAUAGAUUACCAUAUGUACAAUGUACCAAAUCGAUAUCAUCCCAACUCAGGUUUAUACCUACAUACAUACAUACAUACAUAUAUAUAUAUAUAUUUAUAUAUAUAUAAUACAUAUUUUUAAGAGUCACGAUAACACAUUAUCAAUAUAUUAUAUUAUAACAAUAUUAUUGAUAUACUGCCAAUAUCUGUAACGAUUCAGAAGGAUUGUGCGUGAGUGUGUGUGUGUGUGUGUGUGUGUGUGUGUGUGUGUGUGUAUGUAUGUAUGUCGACAUUUUGAAAUGUGUUCGUCAAAUAAUUUUAAUGUCAAAUCAUUAAUCAUUCGCAAAAUUAUUUGACCGACUGCUUGUUGCCACGCCAAUUUACAAUUUACUUACAUAUAUUACAAUUAAUUUAAAAAUAAUUUCACUAUAUUGUCUAUCAUUUUAAUUAGCUAAAUUCGAAACGCGAAUUUCGUGCUUUCUGCUUUUACUCAUAUGCAGAUUAUAUAAUUUUAGUUAAUAUUUUAUAUUAUAUCAAUCAUUACAUACGCGUGACUAUAACAAUAAUGAUAAUUCUAAUAGUAACAUCGAAAAAUAAUGUAACUCAUAUAAAGUGGAUUGUAUACGAACGUCAUAUUAUACUCAAGUAUACGUGUGCAUAUAUAUAUAUAUAUAUAUAUAUAUAUAUAUACACAUACACACACACAUAUGUAUAAUUAAUGUAUAUGUAAUACAACGUGAAAUAUAUAUAUAUAUGUGUGUGUGUGUGUGUGUGUAAGAAUUAGCUUCCAUAACUGUUUUGUCUAAACGCGUCAGUAUUUAAGUAAAAUGUUAAUAGAAUUCGAAAUGAAUUCUUUGAAAUAUUUUUGUUACAUGCAACGCCACGACUAUCCUAAUCAUGUCAUUAGUUAAAUAGUAAAAUAUUAAGCAUGUCCUUUUACGCCUCGUGUAUGUCCCUUGUAAGUUAUUACAUGAUUAUUUUUGAAAUAAAAGAUGUGAUACACAUCAAA
This is a messenger RNA of Vespula pensylvanica (western yellowjacket), 2978 nucleotides long. RefSeq names its product tubulointerstitial nephritis antigen-like. The transcript is spliced from 8 exons. The record is from RefSeq and is a predicted model, not a curated record. Lineage: Eukaryota; Metazoa; Arthropoda; Insecta; Hymenoptera; Vespidae. Gene Ontology annotation, cellular component: lysosome. The coding region runs from base 241 to 1545 and encodes 434 amino acids. Gene Ontology annotation, biological process: proteolysis. Gene Ontology annotation, molecular function: cysteine-type peptidase activity.